Molecule: messenger RNA, 2488 nt
Organism: Oncorhynchus gorbuscha (pink salmon)
Lineage: Eukaryota; Metazoa; Chordata; Actinopteri; Salmoniformes; Salmonidae
Product: protein-L-isoaspartate(D-aspartate) O-methyltransferase
Exons: 8
Coding region: 321-1007 (228 amino acids)
Biological process (GO): protein modification process
Cellular component (GO): cytoplasm
Molecular function (GO): protein-L-isoaspartate (D-aspartate) O-methyltransferase activity
Source: RefSeq, a predicted model, not a curated record
AACGCCUUGUAAACACGUCACUAAUUCAUUAAUGAGUUAAGUUCUCGCGCCCCUCUAGUGGGUGAACGUGGAAGAUAGCUACAUGCUCCGGCAAUCAUAUCUGAGUGGUCCAAAAAAUAUUUUAAAUAUCGUAUUUUUUAACUAAUAUGUCAACACAAUUUAUUCAGGGACUAACCGUGUGGAAAAAGCUGCAAACUGCGAAUUAUGUCGCGUGACGUUUCCCCUCCAUCUUUUUAGGAGGCUGUCAGUUUCGUAGGCAAAGGAGUUGGCGCAGGCGCGGCACUGACAGAGGCUCUACCUGCUCCGCAGUGUGUGUAAUAAUGGCCUGGAAAUCAGGAGGAGUCAGCCACGCAGAGCUUGUAAACAACCUUCGCAAAAAUGGGAUCAUCAAGUCAGACAAGGUCUAUGAAGUAAUGUUGGCCACAGACCGAGGCCAUUUCUCCAGAAGCAACCCCUACAUGGACUCCCCACAGUCAAUAGGCUAUCAAGCAACCAUCAGUGCGCCACACAUGCACGCCUAUGCGUUGGAGCUACUGCAUGAUCAGCUGUAUGAUGGGGCCAAAGCUCUGGAUGUUGGGUCUGGCAGUGGAAUCCUAUCUGCAUGCUUUGCACGAAUGGUAGGUCCCAAAGGCAAGGUGAUAGGAAUCGACCACAUCAAGGAACUGGUAGAUGAUUCUAUUAACAAUGUAAAGAAAGAUGACCCCAGCUUGAUAACAUCUGGUCGAGUCAAACUAAUAGUGGGAGACGGGCGGAUGGGCCAUCCAGAGGAGGCGCCUUAUGAUGCCAUCCACGUGGGCGCGGCAGCACCCAACGUGCCACAAGCACUCCUGGACCAGCUGAAGCCAGGCGGCAGGCUGAUUCUACCCGUGGGGCCGGCUGGAGGGAACCAGAUGCUGGAGCAGUACGACAAGCUGGAGGAUGGCAGCACCAAGAUGAAGCCCCUGAUGGGGGUGAUUUACGUGCCUUUAACAGACAAAGAGAAGCAGUGGUCCAGGGAUGAACUUUGAGGUGACAGACUGUCCAUAUUCCACAUUUCAAUGUGAACCUGGAGGAGACUACUUUGGGUUCCAACAACAGCCAUUGGAUUUCUUUGAAAACAACAAACCAUGGUGAUUUUGUUUUUUCUCCUUUAACUCUACCUAGAGUAUCAUGCUGAGGAAUAACCCCUGAGGUCGGAAUAACGACUGCUGGAGAAUGAACAGAAGAAUGUGUCGGGGAUUGAUUAAAAUAUAUAUAUUGGCCUGCAUUUUUUUGGUUGUGAAUUUUCCUUUUGAUUUGCUGCAAGAUUGAGUUUUUGUGGUUACAUCUUGAUUUGCAAAUCAACCAUUUCAGCUCCAAACAAAGCUGAGUGUAAAAACUGUUCUGAUGAGGAAAGCCUGAGUUGAAGAGAUUAUUCAGCCACUUACUUUAGAGUGCAUCUGAAGAUCUGACUAGAUAUCUGUACUGCUCUGCUAACAUAUAUCAGCGUCGUCGCCUAAUAGGAAGUGAAUGGGCAAUGAUGUAUUGGGUUAUUUAGGUGUCCCUUAUUGUAAGUAAGAAUAGAAGAUGUUUCUUAACAAUUCUACAUUCAUGUGGAUGUUAUGGGUGAUCUUGAACAAAUUGUGAAUAGUGAUGAGUGAGAAGGUUACAGGUACAAAGACACCCCCCCCCCCUAAAUUAUAACCUCUGUUAUUGGUAAUGGUGAGAGAUUUGCAUGUUUUGUUGCAGCCUUUGUAACCUUCUUGCUCAUUAUUCAUGAUUUUUCUUAAUCAUGCUAUUAUCAGGAUUAAUUUAGAAGGGUUCAGAAACAUCUUCACUACUCACUUUGAAAGAAAAUUACAUUCUUCAUUCAGUUCUAUUGGUCAAAACAUAACCAAAACAACCUGCAAAUGCAUCACAGGUUUGUAUAGUCACAAGCUUGAUGUAGUCAAGCGUUAAGAAUUAUACUCAACAUUUGACUACUUUAAUACACUAUAAGCCCAUUUGUCCAAAUACUUAUGACUUCUUCAAAUGGGGGACAAGAUACAUAGUGCUUUCCUUUCUAAACUAGUAAAACAAAUAUGAAAACACCCUAAAAUAAACAGUGACAUUCUAUAAUGUUGCCUCAUAUGAAACAUUUGAUCUCAAAUCCAAAAUGCUGAAGUACAGAGCCACAUUUAAAAUGUUAGUUUCACUGUCCAAAUACAUAUGGGAGUGAGUGUGUAUAUACACAUGUGAACACGUGCACACAUUCAGGGCUGUGAUUUCCCCCAUGAUUUAUUGUGUGCUGCCUCUGGUGUCCAUGACCAGACUGCAAGCUUUACUGAUUACCGACACUAAACAAAGCAGAGCCAUACAUACAUAUAUAUUAUAUAUAUAUAUGUGUGUGAGUGUGAAACAAGGUAGCCGGUGCGUUGGCAAAAUACAUUUUAAUGCAAAGUGAUUGAAUGUCUGUUUAAAAAUAUUGGAUGAGCUAUGGCUUUCACAAUUUCUGGAAUGGCAAAAAUGAAAAUAAAAAUAUGCUUAUGUU